AUGGAGUUGAAGCUAAACGGAUUCGUUCUGAAGGUGCAAGCAACGCCGGAGACAUCGGGAGAGGUGACGGAGGUAGUCGUAAACGUGAAGAAGGGAGCGGAGGAGUUAGUAGCUCGAAUAACGAAACAAGGCGAGGAAAUGGCAGCUCUGAAGCGAGAGGUAUACGAAAUGAGACGCGCGAUGGUGAAGGGGGCGCUGGAGUUGAUGGGAGCGGCGGAGAACCACAGCGCGGGCAGUGCGGCGGCAGGAGAGGACGGUGAGGCGCUUUCAGCGCAGCCGCCGCCGAAGGGCGAGGCGCUUAUGGUUCUGGUGGAGGCCAUGAUCGCGGCGCGGGUGAAGGACGUGCGGGACGAGCUCGAGUCGCAAGAGAAGGGAUUGAAGGAGCAGGUGGAGGCGGCGAGAGGCGAGGCGAGGGACGCGGCGAGCGAGGUGAGGGCGGUGUUGAAGCAGCAAGCGGCGGAGAUGGCGGACGUGCGCGCGACAGCGGCGCACAUUGACGCGCGGAUGAACGACGUGGAGCUGGCGGUGGCGGAGUGGAAGAGCGCGCGGGAGAAGCCGCGUGCCGAGCGAAGCGACGACAGCGACGGCAGUGCGAAGGAGCAUGCAGAGACGGAGAGGCGCGAGGGGAAAAAGAGGAAGAGGGAGGUGGCGGGGAAAGGGGAUGAUGACAAUGCGGCUUCUUAUGAAAAGCGAGAUGAAGCGGAUAACUCACAGCGGAAGGCGGAAUGGCAGGAGGUGAAGAAGACGGUCGAAGCAGUGGAAAGCAGAGUGGCGAAGCUGGAGAAGACGAGUGACGAGGGGAAGAGGGUGUGGGAGGCAAUGCUCACUCUCUGGGAGGCAGCAGCGCCAGAGCAGACUCACAUUGUCCUCAGCGGCAUCUCCUGCCUCACUUACGCUGCUCUCACCCGCCUUGCCUCGUUGCGCCACCUCACACUCGUGGACCUCGAUGGCUCCUCUGGUUUCACAGCAGCAGGGAUGAGGAAGCUGUACUCCCUCACAGAGCUGGAGCAUCUGAUACUUGGGGCCACCAAUGCAACUGAUGCUGCUCUGGAAGGGAUUUCCCGGCUGAAGAACCUACAAAUUCUCGUGCUUGACAACACGAGUAUCACAGACGUGGGAGUGGCGAGGCUGCAAGAGCUGUGUGCUCUCACGGCGCUGUGCGUGAGCGGAUGUGCGUCUGUCACAUCUGCCAGCAUGGUGCAUGUGGGCAGAACGACAGCAUUGCAGUGGCUCACAUUGAAUGGUACUGGAGUCAAGGAGGAUGGGCUGCAGCAUCUGACUGCCCUCACAUCUCUCAAGUUCUUCACUCUGCCUCCAGGAGUGACCGACUCGGGCUUAAAGCAUCUGAGGAACAUGAAACGGCUGGAGAAGCUGGGGAUGAGGGGUGCUAGCAUCACUGCGUCAGGUAUGAAGUGGCUCCAGGGCCUUCCUAGCCUCCGAAGGAUUGGAACUUCUUCGUACGAGAUGGAGGAAUUGAUUAGGGACAUCCUUCCCGGAGUAAUUGCUACAUCAGGUCCCCUUAAUUCGUGGUGCACAGGAAAAUACGCUUAUUGCCUGUUGCGAUGA
This is a messenger RNA of Closterium sp. Yama58-4, 1566 nucleotides long. The record is from the annotation of a GenBank genome assembly. NCBI's taxonomy places the organism in Eukaryota, Viridiplantae, Streptophyta, Zygnematophyceae, Desmidiales, Closteriaceae.